AUGUGUUCUCCGGCAAGGCUCUUCCUCUCGUCGGAAGCGAAAGCUCCGAGCCCCCUCCCCUUCGACUCUGACAUCACCAUCAUCCUGGUCGUCCUCCUCUGUGCCAUAGUAUGCGUCGUCAGUCUCGUCCUCAUCACCCGUUGCAUAUGGCUCCAUCACGCUGCCGCCUCAUCCACCCUUAUAAAGGAGGCCCUCGCCCCCAUCCCUGCUCCACCAAACAAAAGCCUCAAGAAGAAAGCCGUACGCAUUCUCCCCACGCUCUCUUUCAACUACUCCACCUCCUCCAUCGCGGACGGCAUCGUUCUACUGGAGGGCACCAUCUGCCUCGCCGAGUUCGCCGACGGCGAGGUGCUCCGGUCUUGCCACAGUGCGGCUACAGCUUCCAUUACGAGUGCGUCGACACCUGGCUGCAUUCCCACUCCUGCCCCUCCAGCCGCCUGA
Molecule: messenger RNA, 441 nt
Organism: Zingiber officinale
Lineage: Eukaryota; Viridiplantae; Streptophyta; Magnoliopsida; Zingiberales; Zingiberaceae
Product: RING-H2 finger protein ATL80-like
Exons: 2
Coding region: 1-441 (146 amino acids)
Source: RefSeq, a predicted model, not a curated record